GCAUCGGUUGAACUUCUUCAGAACGAAUUACAAUUUUCAGUUCGUUCUUAAAAAAGAUUGUAUAAAUUCAGUCAAUAUAUAAUAUUGUUGAGGCAAUUAUUAGAUAUUAAUUGCGUAUUGCAGUCAAGACUCUCAAGAUGAAAAUCAAAGAGCUACAAAAGACUGUGAACAUUGCCUGGUCGCCAGCGGAGCAACAACAAAUUUUAUUGGCCGCCGGCACAGCAGCUCAGCAAUUUGAUUCGAAUGCAAAUGCAACAUUGGAGAUAUAUUCACCGAGUAUUGGCGAUGCCAGCUACGAUUUGGAGCUGAAGGCAAGCGUGCCUAGCGAUUUCAAAUUCCAGAAGGUUAUUUGGAGUCCCCUUGGUAUAAAUGGACCGCAUCCAAAUGGCCUGAUUGUAGGAGGAUGCGAAGCGGGUCAUAUCAAUGUGUAUUCCGCAGCCAAGAUGCUCGCCAAUGAGGAGUCGCUUUUGGCCCGCCAGGAUAAGCAUACUGGUGCCGUUACUGGCUUGGACUUUAACCCAUUCCUAAACAACCUGCUCGCUUCGUGUGCCUCGGAGUCGGAGAUUUACAUUUGGGAUCUUAACAACCCCGUCAGCCCACUAAAUCCCGGUGCCAAAACGCAACCUCUCGAGGAUGUUAAGAACGUGGCAUGGAAUCGGCAAGUGCAACACAUUUUGGCAUCUGUGUUCAGCACACGUUGUGUCAUCUGGGACUUGCGCAAGAGUCAGCAAAUAAUCAAACUGUCUGACACUCAGUCUCGCGUGAGAUGGCACGCCAUCGAAUGGCAUCCCGAGGUGGCGACUCAAGUGUGGUUGGCAUCCGAGGACGAUCAAGCGCCUGUUGUUCAGCUGUGGGACUUGCGAUAUGCAACCGCUCCAGCAAAGACUUAUCAGAUUCACGAUCGGGGAGUACUUGGCAUGUCGUGGUGCCUGCAAGAUACUGAUUUGAUGGUAUCUUGUGGCAAGGAUAAUCGUAUCUAUUGCUGGAACCCAAACACUAAUAUACCCGAAGGCGAAAUCCUCUCGGAGGUGGCCACAACAGCGUCCUGGUAUUCCGAUGUUCAGUUCUGCCCCCGUAAUCCAGCGCUUAUUGCCAGCGCCAGUUUGGAGGGAGCUGUUUCCAUUUACUCGCUAAAUGGUGGCACACAUCAUUUGGUGCAAACAUCGGAAAAGAUAGCCGAUUCCUUUCCGGGCAUGGAUCAAUUUGCUCAAGCUCCCUUGCCACAGCAGGCUACUCAAGUUGUUUAUCACGAUCUGACGCAUGCUCCCAAAUGGAUGAAACGCCCCUGUGGCGUGACUUUCGGUUUUGGCGGUAAACUAGUCAGUUUCAAUGGCACAUCUAAAACUGUUAAGGUGGAACAGUUGACCACCGAGCCAGGAUUAGUGGAGCGGGCUAAUGCCUUGGAGCUGUCCUUGGCAGAAGCUAACUAUGCCGAUUAUUGCCGUCAAAGGGCUGAUAAAUCAACGGAUCAGCAUGGACGAUACAUUUGGUAUUUCAUCAAAGCGAACUUUGAACUGAAUCCCAAAGAAGAAAUGCUCAAUCUCUUAGGCUACAACAAAGAUGAUAUUGAUGGUAAAUUUACAAAGUUCAUUAAAGAGCCCGAAAGCAACUCGCAAUCAGACGUGGAUACACUUACGACCCGUAUAUCAACUCUUACACAUCAAACUGCCGAUAAUAAAACCGCAUUUGAUGGCACAACGAUCGAUCCGCAAACCCUAAACGAUUAUCCGGCUGCUUCGCGAAUGCAGUUUAAGAUUCCAAGUGGUGACCACACUGACAGUUUAAUUACGGAAGCCAUACUCACGGGCAAUACUGAGGCUGCCGUAGAGUUGUGUCUGGAGGCGCAGCGCAUACCAGAGGCACUGAUUAUAGCUUCCACGGCGGGAAUAGAGACCCUAACACGUACGCAGAAUCGCUAUUUGCUGCAGCAGAAAAACGAGCUGUCCAAUGUCAUUUCGGCCCUGGUAUCACGAGAUUGGCUUGACUUUGUCAACCGCUGCACGGUGGAUUCCUGGAAGGAGGCACUGGUGGCUGCCCUCAAGCACAGCGAGCGCAAGUUAGUGGACAUCUGUGAGAGGCUGGGAGAUCGCUUGUUGAACGAGUGUAGCAAAAGCAUUGAGUUUACCCGAAAUGCCAUGUUGUGCUACAUCUGUGCUGGUAGCAUCGAUAAGCUAGUGAGCGCUUGGUAUCAAUUGAAGCAACUGGAGCAGCAGAAUCAGAGCUAUAAACUCAACACACACGAGUUGCAGGAACUGGCCGAGGUGGUGAUGCUACUGACCAAGUCCCUGGAACAGCAAGGCAUUGCUGUAGACUUGGCUGGACGUUUUGCGGGCUUUAUAUCCGAGUAUAGUGGACUUCUUGCAUCCCAGGGUGCAGUGACAGCUGCUCUACAGUAUAUUACCACCUUGAGCAAGGCCAAUGCGGAAAGUGAAGAUCUGAAUCAGCUACGUGAACGCAUUAGCAACGCCGUCAAUAUGGAUCAUGUACAGCCGUCUGUGGCAGCUGCAACUCCAAUGAACUAUUUGCGACAUCAGGAGCCGCGUGGUUCCUUCUCAAAGCCGGCAAAUCCCUUGAUGUUUGGACAGCCGCAGAAUCAAUAUAAUGCCCCGACAAAUGGCGGCUGGCAACAACAGCAAGCAGCAGCACCUCCAUCUGUGCCUUUGGCGGCAGCUCCAUUCCAGGCCGCUCAGCCACCUCCACAAAUAUACAAUCCUCCACAGAUGAAAGCUGAACCACUUUCUCAUCCGCCACGACCCUCGAGCAAUGCCAGCUCCUCGGGUGGUCCUCCUGCUGCAGCUGCUAUAUCUGGUGGAUCUGGCCUGCAUUCGCGGUCUAAAUACGUCUUGGAUCCUUCAGUAGCAGCACCGACCAGUGCAUAUGGCAUGCCAUACAAUCCAGUUCCAGCACCGGCAGCUGUUCCCUUCCCUGGCGCAAUGGCUCCUGUCUCACAGGCUGCCAGUGUGCCACAGUCGUACAGCAGUGAUGCAUUCAAUACCAAUCCCUUAUCGACGGCUCAGCAAUUCAACACAACUCCAUUUAUCGGAACUUCACAAAACAAUUAUAUACCGGGUGUGGCACCUAUUGAAACAAUGCCUGUAGCUGCUCCACAGGCAUCACUCGUGCAGAACAUGCAGCGUAAUCCGACACCACCACCUGGCUGGAACGAUCCACCAGCUUUAAAAUCCUCUCGCGUGCCGAAACCAAGGCCUUCAGUGGAGUCCAGUGCAGCACCAAUAUUACAUCCUUUGUACGGCGCUGAUCCGAACCAAAAUCAAAAUAGCUAUAUGGAUCCCAAUCAAUAUCAAAAUGCGCCACCGCCGGGUAACAGUGGUUUCUACAAUCCUGCGGCCAAUAAUAAUCCGCAGGCAUUUCCACCACAACAACAACAACCACAACAAAUGAAUUUCCAAGCAUCGGCGGUGCCAAAUCCACAACAUCAGCAAUACUGGCCGGGUCAGCAACAACAGCAAUCCUUUGGAUAUACCGAACAGCCGGCACCCAUUCAAGAGCAGCGGAAACCAGAGCCACCCAAGGAGAAACCUCCACUUCCGGAGGAAUACAUUUAUUUGCAAACGGUGCUCGAGGAGCUGAAAAAUCAAUGCUUGAGCGCAACUAAUGAUCCGCGCACCAAACGGAAAUUCGUGGAUGUGGUAAAACGCUUGGAAAAUCUCUAUGAUUGUUUGCGCGAUGGCAGGCUCACGGCAACAACGGUGCAGCAUCUUAAUCAAAUAGUGCAGUACAUUCAAAUAGCCGACUACGUCAAUGCCCUUGAAGUGCACACACGCAUUGCUUUUGGCACGGACUUUGCUCAAUGCGCUGGCUUCAUGCAAGGCUUAAAGGUCCUGCUACAAUCCGCAUCGGAGCUGCAAUUAGUUUUGCGUUAAGAUUUAGUUUUCAAGGGAAAACAGAGAAUCCCUUAUGUGUUGCCCAUUAAAAGUUUAUACAAAAUAUUGUGUGUCUAAAUCAAAAUUUGCGUUUCUGUUUGAUUAAUAUUUGUGUGAUUGUACUCUUUCAAUUUUUGUUAAUGCAGCUUAAUAUUAAAGGUAAUCCAUGUAUU
Molecule: messenger RNA, 4057 nt
Organism: Drosophila innubila
Lineage: Eukaryota; Metazoa; Arthropoda; Insecta; Diptera; Drosophilidae
Gene: Sec31
Product: protein transport protein Sec31A
Exons: 11
Coding region: 138-3884 (1248 amino acids)
Biological process (GO): endoplasmic reticulum to Golgi vesicle-mediated transport; endoplasmic reticulum organization; intracellular protein transport
Cellular component (GO): endoplasmic reticulum exit site; COPII vesicle coat
Molecular function (GO): structural molecule activity; protein binding
Source: RefSeq, a predicted model, not a curated record